Pristis pectinata (smalltooth sawfish) is the source of this 7391-nucleotide messenger RNA. It is a transcript of the gene dennd3a, whose product is annotated as DENN/MADD domain containing 3a. Lineage: Eukaryota; Metazoa; Chordata; Chondrichthyes; Rhinopristiformes; Pristidae. The transcript is spliced from 24 exons. Gene Ontology annotation, biological process: regulation of Rab protein signal transduction. Gene Ontology annotation, cellular component: cytoplasmic vesicle. Gene Ontology annotation, molecular function: protein binding. Bases 1 to 3960 code for a protein of 1319 amino acids. The record is from RefSeq and is a predicted model, not a curated record.
AUGCGGCGGCGGCGCGCGCGCCCGUCCCCGCCCACGUCACCUGCAUGGUUCGGCGGCGCGCGCGAACCGACCCAGGAGACGGCGAAUUGCACCGAGGAAGAGCUGGAAGGAAGUCAUACUGGGAACGGGGAAAUAAAAGCAGUCUGUAAAGAUAGUACUCGAUCACAUCGGUAUCUUACCCCAGAGGUUCGAUCGGUUCAUGUUCCCCCAUUUGUUAGUAAAGAGGGCAGUCGGUCUGGUCAUUUUGAUCAACAUUUUACAAGAACUUCAAGACGCCAUUCAUUCAGAAAGAAAAAGGAAUUCAAGUACACAAAUCCUGCCACAAGCAAUACAAAUACAGGUCUCAAAGAGUCACAGAGUGAGGAAUUUAGCAUUCCAAAUAAUAUAGAUCUUCAAGGACUACCUCAAUUAUGUUUCCCAGGAGAACUGCAGAUAGAAACAGAACCAAAGGAGGACCAAUAUCAUUUCUUGGUGUUCACGGAUGUUUUUGGAACAAGAACCUAUGGUGUGGUAGUGCAGUUCUACAGACUAAUACAGGAAGGAAAUAGUUUCCAACAUGGACUAGCAAGUUGGAAUAUGCACAACCCAAGGAUACCCACGUUGUAUGCUCCCUUCAGUGUUUGUGUGAUAUCCAAAUUCCCUUAUUAUACAGCCUUUAAGGAUUGUCUUUCCAGUCUGAUGGUGCAUAUGAAAUCAUGUCAAGAGCUGGACUUUGAUCAUAAAGUGAGACAAUUUGCGGCAAAAUUAGCCUUGGUGCCCAGUCCACCGGCUGGAACACUCCAUUUGGUAUUUAACAUGAAUCCUCUGAUGAUUGUGUUGCCUUCAAGGGAAGACCCUAACUAUCCAGUGGCAGAUUUAGACCUUCACAUCCCUUUUCUUUGCUUCAAGCCAAAAUGUAUCUUGCAGAUCCUGACGUGUAUUUUAAUCGAGCAGAGGAUAGUCUUUCUUUCAGCUGAUUGGGCUUUGUUGACACUUGUUGCAGAAUGUUUUAUUCUUUAUCUUCAUCCACUUCAAUGGCAACACACCUACGUUCCUAUCCUGUCCAAAGGAAUGAUGGAUUUUUUGAUGGCACCAACAGCUUUUCUCAUGGGUUGCCACAUUGAUUACUUUAAAGAAGUUAAGUCUGAAAUUGAAGGCUUAAUAUUGGUGAACGUUGAUGAAGGGACAAUUAAAUUCUCAAACUUGGCAGGUACCGAACCACACAUACCUGAAAUUCCCUCACAAGCUGCAGAACGUUUUGCACAAAGGAUUGAAAGUCUACAGUUGCAUUAUGAUCUGGAACUACCUCACUUGGGCUCCUCCACAGAUCUUUCAGAUUUACGACUGCGCAGAAGGAACUGGCAGCAGAAUCUAAACUCAAAGAUUCAGGAGUUAUCCUUGGAGCUGGUUGUUAACAUGUUCAGGGAUGUAUCGGGCUAUUUAAAUUAUGAAUAUCGUGUCUUUAACAGUGAAGAAUUUUUGAAGACCAGAACAGUUUCUGAUCAGCCUUUUUACAAAAUGGUAUUGGAAACCUAUAUAUUCCAUUCAUUCCUUAAAGCUCGUUUGAGUAGAAAGAUGGAUGCCUUCAGCCACAUGGAACUUCGCACCUGCCCUGAAAGUGACAGGAUGAAGAUGCGGGAUAAUCCUCGGAGGCCCACAAUGGAACAGAUGGUCAUGAAGAAGGAAUAUAAUAUUGAUCAAUUGAUGACUAAACGAUUCACUGCAAGCAUGCCAAAUCUACCAGUAGAUAUCUGGCAGGAUUUUCCUGCUGAGCAUCUGUCUCUAAGCAAGAACAAGCCUAACAAUGCAAUGAAGAGAAGCACAAAAUCAGUGAGAACUUUCAAGCUGCCAGAGUUUAGGUCUCCACUUAAUUAUUCCAGUGUAAUAGCAUGGUAUACAGAUUUCAUCAACCUGCUGAGCAGAGCCAUAAAUACCACAGGGCCAGAAAGAUCAAGUCUGUUGGCAAGAUACUACUAUCUCCGUGGGUUGGCUUAUUUGAUGCAGGAAAAAUAUCUUGAAGCACUAUCAGAUUUCCAGAACCUUUACAAGACUGACCUUGAUAUUUUCCCAAAAGAAAUUGUAAAGAAGGUGAUAGGUGUGAUGCCUCCAGAUCAAUAUAGUCAAGCAGGUCAGAAACUAGAAUUAAAGCGGCUUAUUAGCAUAAUGCUAGAGAAAGAACAAGAAAUAACAGCAACUGACGAACGUGUCAAAACCUUUGAACUGCCUAAAACACACAUGCACCAAGAAGAUUUUAUGAAAAGGAUCCAGGAAUCUGGAAUUGUGAAGGAUGUUGAUACCAUUCUUCGGCUGUUUGAUGCCCUAACUAUAGUCAAAUCUGAAAAGAACAAACUUAAAUAUCGUGACAUGCCUUCGGAGCCAAUUUCAACGGUUAAAGUGGUUUCAAGAUCAGUGUUUUAUGUAUCGUCUGGGACUGGGCACGUGAAACAGAUUGAUCCUGAGACAUUUAAAGACUUCUACAAUUUUUGGAAAGAAUCAGAAGCUGAGGCUCAUGAAGUUAACCUUCCUUUGGAAGUGAUAGAAUACCUGGAUAAAAAUGAGAGUGUCUUUAAAUUGUCAUCAUCUGUGAAGACCAACUAUGGUGUGGGAAAAAUUGCAUUAACACAGAAACGACUGUUUCUUCUUAAAGAGGGAAGACCUGGCUAUGUUGAAAUCACCAAAUUUAGAGACAUCAUGGAAGUUGAAAAUGUAUCAGUCCUGUUUUUCCCACUUCGAAUCCCUGCUCUGAAAAUUAAAACUGCACUGAAAGAGCCAUUUGUUGGAAACCUAAAGACUGAACGUGAUCUUUGGCAACUGAUUGUGAAGGAGAUGUGGGCUGGGAGCACAAUGGCAGAUAUGCACAAGGAUCCACAGUAUAUUCAGCAAGCAUUGACAAAUGUUUUAUUGAUGGAUGCUGUGGUUGGAUGCACGCAAUCACGAGCCAUUUACGCUGCGUCUAAGUUGGCUUAUUUUGACCAAAUGAGAAAUUUGGUCGUUCCGAAAACAACUUCAGAGACUUUAAAACACAAGAUAAAUCCUUCUGCAGGUCAAACUAGUCCUCAAGCUGUGAAUGCACUCUUGUAUACACCAGGUGAUCUGACUCACCCAGAAGAGAAUGGCAAUGCAAAUCCAAAGUUAUGGUGUGCAUUAAGUGAAGGAAAAGUAGUGCUCUUUGAUGCAACAUCCUGGUGCAUUCAGCAACAUUGCAUUCAAGUGGGCAACUCAAAAUUGAACUGUAUGUUGGGAGUGGAAUUCGACCAAGUUUGGAUAGGUUCACAAGAUUCCUCUAUUUACAUAAUAAAUACUCUCAGUAUGUCCUGCAACAAACAGCUGACCGAACACUGCAGCGAUGUCACUGACAUGGUCUUGGAGGAUCAGGGCUCAAACUUCAGUCAGAAACGGGUGUAUUCAUGCAGUCUAGAUGGAAGUGUCAUUUCCUGGGAUGUGAGCACUUUGGAGAUAAAGACUAAUUUUCAGUUGCCCAACUGCCACAGACUUACUGCCAUUAAACUCCAUAAUUGUAUGCUCUGGUGCUGUGUAGGAGACGCCCUGCUGGAAGUGAAAAAGACUGGGCAAGUUUGCCGAAAGGUGACAUUAGAAAAUUCAAAAGGAAGUCGUGCCUUUUUUAGCUGUUUCCUUGUCUUUCCUGAGAAAAAUCAACUUGUGACUGGAUGUGCUGAUAAAGGAGAAGUUUGUUUUUGGGAUAUGGAAAAUCUAUUAAAACCUUGGCAAAAGGUUCAGCUUCAGGAUUGCAGCAGUAUUAAUUGUAUGAUAUUUGUUAAAAAUCAGAUCUGGAUUGGAAGCAAAGGAUUGGACAAAGUCAAUGGGAAAAUAUAUGUGAUAGAUGCAGAUAAAUACUGUGUGGAGAAAGAACUGGUGGCUCAUGUGGACAUGGUUCGAGCAUUGUGCUGUGCUGAAAACAGAUAUGUUCUUAGUGGAGCUGGCAGGGAAGAUGGGAAGAUUGCAAUUUGGAAAGUAGAAUAACUACUUUUUAACCCUAACAAUGCACUGUUAAACAUAUUACCCAAGAAUAUUAUCAAAAUGGGGGAAUAAGAUGGCACUCAACAUUCUGUACUUUUAUACAUCUGUGAAAUUUUUGCUGCUUGAUGUUUAUAAGUUUUUAUGUCAAAAAAGAGAAGUAUUACUUAAGAAGCAAAAUACUGUAGAUUCUGGAAAUCUUAAGUAAAUACCAAAUGAUGAAAAUACUGAGCAGUUUAGGUGGAGAGUCAAAUAGUUAAUAUUUCAGGUUCAUGAACUUCCAUCAGAUUUGUUUUAGUAAUUCUAUAUAACUUUGACAAUCUUUUUACUUUAUCUCCAUUUUUUAAAACCUUUUUAUUAAAGCAUUUCCCUUUUAGUUGGAGGAAUCAUUACCAUACAGACUUGGCACCAGGGCUGAUGGUGGUUGAGGUGCUGUCAGAUUCAUUAUCAGGCUGGGUAUCACGUCAUAGGAAAGACAGGUGUUGCAAAAGUUAUGCACAAGACAAUCUUUUCUUAAAGGUAUUCCUUUGGGAUUGUGGGUGACUUGCUUCCAUGUCAGUUUGGUGGGUCCUCAGAUGGCUGAUGAGGCCAAGUUGGGAUCCACAGACUCUAUGUAUGGGCCGAGUGGCUGGGUAGUUUUUGAGAUGGUCUACUUCUCUUGUCGUUCAUGCAGGGCUUUGUGUGCUCCCAAUGGAUGGAGUCGAGACCAUCUCAAGACUCUCCAAAUGUUCAUUCUUUGCUGUGAGGGGUCACAGGCUAGGGAUUCCCAGAUGUCACUGGGGAUAUUGCAUUUUUUUUCCCUAGGAUGCUUUGAGUACCUCCUAGGACCUUUUCCCUCUGCCAGAUUGGUAAUGUCUUCCUGUGACAGAGCAACCUUUCCUCAACAAACUUAGAGGAAUUGAGCUAGUCUUGAGAACUCAGGGGAAACUGUUUGACUGCACUCCAGAACCAACGGCAUCCUAAAUCUCAGUAGUUGAGCUGCAGUAAGGGUGAUGAUGCAUGCAUUAUUGCGUGUUUGAGGACUGAGCACCAAGCCCUUUACUGAAGCAUUUGUGCCUUAGAUUCAACAUCUGCAAGACGGAAGUCUAGCAAACUGACCCUGCUGAACAACACUGCCUUUCCAACAUUAAAGGUUCAUGGGAAGAGUCAGAAAAUGUGGACCACUCUGUGAAGAUGGACACCGUCCAAAGACAUUCAUUGUCGUCUUCAAUGCACCCACAUAGACCUUGGUUAAUUAAGGAAAAGGGUAUUUGAAGAUUAAGACCUCACAUAAUGUUAUGAUCAACCAGGCAACAGUGUCCAUCUUCACAUACCUAUCUAUAUGCUUUUGACAUCUGGACUACCUUCAAGUACUGGAAAGAUAUAACCAAUUCAGUCUCUCCAGAAUCCUCCAAGUUCAUUGCAAGGAUAAAGUGAGACAACCAGUGACUUCUCCCAGACCAACAUCUCCAGCACGGAGGCCCUAAUUACAGUCAGUCUUAUCAUUUGGGUAAGUCGUAUCAUUCACAUGCCCGACACAAACCUGGAAACAGUUAAAAGGAGGAGCCUGUAAUCCAAAACUCUUGUAACUGGGAACUUGGUUUGGUAUAGAGUCUGUCCCAUUAGUGGUUGUUUCUGAAAUAUGUGAAUUCAAUAGUUCUUGAUUAUUGCAACCUAUGUGAAUUGUAAGAAUAAAACCUAGUGAUAUGGUUGUAAAAUAUUUAGAAGACAAAGCUCACCUAAACUUUUCCAGUUUUACCAAGUAAUUUGUAAAACAAUAUAGUAUAUGCGUCCCACAGAAGAAUUAUUUUUGUCCAUUUUGAUUUUAAAGUUUAUUUCCUAAGAACACUGCAGAAUGAUCAGUGUAGCAGUGUAGUAGGAUAUUUGAUUAUUGGGAGUAACUGCAGAGCUAGAGGUUGGUGUGCAGCUGGAGCUGGGAGUUUCGGGAAUGUGGUUGGGUGUGCAGCCGGAGCUGGGAGUGUCGGGAAUGUGGUUGGGUGUGCAGCCAGAGCUGGGAGUGUCGGGAAUGUGGUUGGGUGUGCAGCUGGAGCUGGGACUUUCGGGAAUGUGGUUGGGUGUGCAGCUGGACUGGGGACCAGAAUGGUCCUGGUGGUUUAUGUGUGUAACUGGAGUUGGGGGUGGGAACGUGGGUAGGUUUACGACUGGAGCUGGGAGCAGGGCCAGGUUUGCAGCUGGGUUCGGGACCUGGAGAAGGGAGCACAGCCUGAAAGAAACAGCACCACCUGAAAGCAGAAAACUGUGACCCAAAGAAAAAGAGAAUUGAUUUAGAGAGCACAAGAAACCCAUCAAUUCAUGGACAGCUGUGAAAAUGUGUGGACUCCUCAGUGCUGUCAAGACCGUUAAAGCUCAAAUAAUCAACACCCACCAAAAGUAGGAUAAAUGCAUCAGGGACAGAGAGGCAGUCAGUGCCUGCUGGAAGGAACACUUCAAAGACCUGCUCAAUCACAACUUUAUUCUUGUCUUGUGCGCUCGUGAAUCUAUCCCACAGCAAUGUAUUGGGGUCAACCUUGCCACUACUCUUGACUGACAAGAAGUCAAAGACCAUAACUAAAACAUAGCAAGGUUUCAGGAGGUGAACUCCUAAGACUCCUGUGGCUAAGAGUUCAGUCACAAAUCCACAAUUUUAUCAUUCACAUAAGGAGGAUAUAUCAGAGGAUCUUGGAAAUUCCUUUAUCAUAACCAUCUUCAAGAAAGGAGACAUCACCUUUUCAACCUACAGCGACUGCACUCCAGAACCAAGGUCAACCGAACCUUGGUAGUCGAGCUGUAGUAUCGAGAUGUCACUUGAAUUUGGCACAUUUGAAAGCCGAGCUUCAAGCCAUCGUGGACUUGCUCACUGAAGCAUGUGAAAGGAAGGGCCUUUACACUCAGCAUGUGCAGACUAAGGGCCUCUGCUGACUUUCCCCUGCCGCACCACAUUGCCUCUAACAAUAAAUGCUCAACAUCAGAUCCUGAAAAACAUGGACUGCUUCCUAUGUUUUGGGAGGCACCUCUCAGGAUAAGCACUGAUAAUAAAAAUCAUAACUGUCUUUUAAUACCAGCACAGCCUUUGAAGAAAAGAGUAUUUGAAGAUCAAGGCUUCAGACCUGGGGCAGGAGUCGUGGUUUAUCGAGCAUCAAUGAUCUGUGUCCUAUAUAUAUUUGGAAAACUGGACUACCACAACAGGCACCACAAAGGACUUGAAAGAUACUGCCUAGUACUGUCUCAACAAAAUACUCCAAGUUUGUUGCAAGGAUAAUUGAACCAUGGUCAGUAACCUCUCCCAGGUCAACAUCCCCAUCACUGAGGUCCCAGUUACACUUAGUUGGCUAUGCUGGGCAGGUGAUAUUGUUUGCAUGCCCAACACUAGACUCCUAAAAUAGACGGUCUAUUCUGAGAUCUGUCAUAGGGAAGAGAUUACCAGAUGGACGGAGGAAAAAAUUUGAGGAUGUGCUCAA